Lineus longissimus is the source of this 2496-nucleotide messenger RNA. RefSeq lists its product as uncharacterized. Bases 89 to 1978 code for a protein of 629 amino acids. The transcript has 12 exons. Lineage: Eukaryota; Metazoa; Nemertea; Pilidiophora; Heteronemertea; Lineidae. The record is from RefSeq and is a predicted model, not a curated record.
CGCUUUAAAGGCCAAGGCCCGGGCCUCAUCCGUCACUUGUGGCGGAUCCAAUCCAAGACUUUCAUUGCGAUUCAAGUGAAGCUUCAAGAUGCAACAGCGGCUCAUAGCGUCACUGAUAGCGCUGGUUUUGGUGACGUCAGCGAAAGCUGCUGAUGAAGACCUGAAAGCCAAGGUGUCCAAACUGGAAGGACUGGUUUCAUCUAUGGAAGGGAUAGUGAAGAAGAUGAAGGAUAGACAGACAUGUGCCAUCUCGCAGAUUAUGAUGUCUCAGCUUGUCCAGGAAGAGAGAAUCAGGACGGACGGAGGCUCCGGCUUAAAGCAGACACGAAUCAACCUAGUAGGCUCGGAGAUAUACUUGACCAACACUCACACCGGAAGCAGCUUGGCAGCCAUGCACAACCAUGCCAACCAUAUAUACACUUUAGGUAUGGGUGAAGUGACCGCAGUCAUCAAUGGUCACGAAUUCAGGACGAGGCACAAUGAUUAUCAACUCCGCAGGCGCCGCGACACAGGGACCGGACACUACAUGUCCACCGCCGAGAUUGACCUUCCAGAAGUUCCCGAGAGCGUAUUGAACUUUACAAAUGUGGAUGAUCAGAUCGCCGAGAUGAGAGAGUAUUUCGUAGCAUUUGCGGCAUCGAAUAUCACCCACAGGGAUUACCGUCCGUAUUUUAGGCCCGUCAUCUCCAUAAUGGAAGGAUACUGGUACAACCCCAAUGGUAAUGAAAUUGACGAGCCUUUCGUGUCCGACCGACACAGCAUUGAUGCCACCGGUUGGGACGAUCUGCGGCAGAAGAUCAGAUUUAGUGCGUACACUGGCCGCAAGGACGCGCAAGAGAAUUACUCGUUCCUUCCGACCAAGAUUAUGCAUGUUGACGACGACGGGAACUGCCAAACUGCCCAGUGGCAGUAUAGAAUCACAUGUCACGCCAUCCCCAAAGAUAUUCACAUACCAUUGAACCAGUUCCAGGUCGUUGAUGACCUCAUCUCCAGAAUGUACUACAGGAAAACCAUCGACGAACACAAAAAUUCACGCUCAGCAAGAUUUCGCAUCAAUCCUGAGCUGCAUCUUUAUCCAAGAUGGGGGAGAAACGUCACGAACGCCCCCUUCCCUCGAAACAAGCGCUACAGGUACACGUUCAUGGAUAAGAUCAUGGAAGGGAUCCCCGGGCUUGACGGCUACAAUGCCACACUCAAAGAUGAACAAUACGGAAAUCUUGCUUAUCCUAUCGACCAGACAGUAAAAGAUACGUCAAAGUUUAAGAAUGUGGCCUAUUAUCAUAGGACAUUCAAAGAGUUUGAAAGUGGCGCCAUGGGCUCGACCCACCGAAAAAGAGGCUACAGUGACCCUGACCUUUACAUGGCCAUGACAACGGAGAAGAAGGUGGCACCGAUGAAAGCGAUUCUGACUGACAGAAAAAAACCCAGAGGACAACAGAAAGUUGAAGUACAACAACGUUGGUCGUAUGCCAUCCCAUUGGAGAUCAUCUACAUGACGCCGCUACAGCGAUGGAACCCCUACAAUAUUAAAGACAGGGGCCACCACAGGACAGAUGCCGGAAGGGUUGUUACUAAUAAUGGUAGAAACGGAGGACUGACCAAAGACAAAGCCUACGACGGUUUUAAUGCUGCCAACUGCUACCACACACCAGCGGCACUGUUCAAGGGCGGCAGAGAGGUGGACGAGGGAAGCGCUGCGGACACCGUGUCAGGUGCAGUAGGUGUGCUCGAUCAGAAAAAUAACAUGAGGACCAUGAUGGCAAGCGGGUUACGAAUCUUCUUCCCAGAGAUUGACGGGGCUGGCGUCGUAAGGCAGAGGUGGCCCAUUUCACCCGUGCACGGUGAGGGCGGUGGUGCCUGGAAGGAGCUGGACGCCCUCAAACACAUCGUCUUGGGCUGGAAAUCGAAUUCGAAAUACUUCUAUGAGAAUAUGAAAGACCUGGGUUCGUGCCCCGCUUCACCGAAGAGAAGGCGGUAAACAAGAUAUCGUAAGCGUAUGCUUGCAUCUCUCGACAAGCCGUCGGUUGGCUGGAAUCACCAGUAGGAAUUUAGAAAAUUAUUCAAAUAUUUGAAGAAGAAAAAACAUUUGCUAAAUGUAUUAUCAAGACAUUUUCGAUAUGACACAAAAAGGAGAAUAUCAAGUUUUUUGGCUACACUGCUCAAAACAAGUUUUUUUCGCUAACGCUGGGCAGGCGCUUUCUUAACUUGCGUCAUCUCCUCCAGUUGAGUCUUGGCGACCUAACUCCACGUUAAGUUAACGCCAGCGUUAGCGACAAAACUUGCUUUGAACACCGUGCCACGCCACUAGCAUCAUCUGAUGUCCACAUACGCAAUGUGUGUCUUGAAUGAUGACGAUGACGACGACGAUUUGGCUCCGGCGGCUUGUAGCUCACGUGUGGCAAGCACCCACUUUAGAAACACCGUCAGUAAAUUACGCAAACAUCAGAUGUCAAGACCUUUAUUUAAUAGUAAUAAAUAGAAUGCAAUCAAAACUAA